Messenger RNA from Neohortaea acidophila, 1632 nucleotides. RefSeq lists its product as uncharacterized. The transcript has a single exon. The coding region runs from base 1 to 1632 and encodes 543 amino acids. The record is from RefSeq and is a predicted model, not a curated record. NCBI's taxonomy places the organism in Eukaryota, Fungi, Ascomycota, Dothideomycetes, Mycosphaerellales, Teratosphaeriaceae.
AUGUUCGCCCCUCCUCCUCUCCAGCUCUCUCGAGCUGAGAUCCAGCAUCGAUUACAAUUACUGCGGGAGGCGAAUGGUGAAAGCGAUGCGAAGCCGGCGCGACAGUCGAACAGCCCCAGCAACAAGGCGUCCAUCUCCUCACCAAUCAAGACGACACGCUUCUCCUCAAAGUCAAAGCAUGCGACUGGCAGUCAAGCUCCUCCCAAGCAGGGCAUUCAGCGUCUCGCCACCCUGCCAGUUGGAUUCGGGGAAAAUCCUCGACAGGCGCCAACACCGCCUAGACGAGCGGCAACACUUCCGAACGAUGCGACGCCUCGAUUGAUACCUGGAGCGUUUCCAGGUGAAGUGGCGCCUCCCAUCCCGCCAAAGUCUGCGAAGAGGCAGGACGCUACGCAUCGUGAAGGGUCAGAUGCCAUCCUCAAGUCGCUUGACUUCGACACAGCCGGCUUGAUGUUUGAUGGCAAGAUUGUGUCGACAUCGCAAAGGAAUCGUCGGCCGAAACGAUCGUCAUCCUCGGCUGGCAAAAAGAGCAGGUCGGCUGGUGGUGUGCGCAAAGUGUCGACUGGGAACAAGAUACCGACAAGGGAGCCAGCAGGAGUCGACUUCCAGAGUAACCUGCCAGCGCCAUGGCCCUUCACCGACAAGAAACUCCCAGACAUACCCCCGCGCAGUCCAGAGGCAUCACUGGAGACGCCCACCCCGAUUCCACGAGGUGGCAGUAGGUCGAAAACAUGGGGCAAGAAGCGAAGACCACUGGCGCAGGUUUCGUCGAACAGUGCAAAGUCGAACAGCCCAUCUGCAGGAGGUCAAGACAUGCUCAGCCGUUUGUCUGUCAUACCAGAGGUCGCGAGUCUACGCGGGAAGUCGCCACGGAGCUCAGGGUCAUGCUCACCACGGACUACAAGCAUGCAAUUGCACGAUGGCUCGAUUCUGACGGUGACUCCACCCGAGUUGACACCCUGGACUCGACGAGUAUACAUCCAAGGCCCCAUAAAGCUGCCGAAGCCGCUCAUCGUGCCGAGGAAGAACUCUCUCGCGAGUCUGGAGCCCUUUCAGGAAGCCGUGGACGACAUUUACGAGGAGGCGCUGGAUUUCCAGCGGAGAGCCAGCGAGAUCCGAGUUCUGGACGACAUUUGCGACUUCUUUGAAGAGUUCGAGAUGGGGCCGGUGAGCUUUGCAGGAGACAUUCUCGCUACGGCGGAUGAUUUUGCUGGUGCCUCCGACGAAAAGAGACCCUGGUUUGAUGGCUUUGGCACGCCCUCCAAGGCCGAGGUGAGCCCGAUCGAGAAGAUGGUUGCAAAGGCCGUCGUGGAGGCCAUGAAUGGACCGAUGCCGGUGCCACCGCUGGAGAAUGAGGAGACGAUACGAGCGAAGGGUAAAGCUCGGUUUGCGAAGCAGACAAACGAGUCGGAGGAAGAGAAACAGAGGAAAGACUCGGCGACCCUUGCGUCGGGCUUUCUGCCUUUGCUGCCGCUGCCGGGCGAGAGUAUCAUGCAGGCAGUGCUUGGAGUGGCGGAGGAGAAGUCGAAGAUGAAGACAUCUUUGGCGGAUCAAGGGGAAGACGGGAUGGAGGAAUUGGGUCCAGCCUCUGACUGGACGUUGUCCGGCGUGAUGGGUUCGCUUAUUGGCUAG